Molecule: messenger RNA, 672 nt
Organism: Rosa rugosa (rugosa rose)
Lineage: Eukaryota; Viridiplantae; Streptophyta; Magnoliopsida; Rosales; Rosaceae
Exons: 1
Coding region: 1-672 (223 amino acids)
Source: RefSeq, a predicted model, not a curated record
AUGUGGGGAUGCGGUUUGCACUGUUGUGAUGGUAGAGGACCUGGCACUGGCUGUCCACCUGGAGGCAGCACUACAGGUGUUGGCGCUAUUCCAGGUAUUGGAGGAGGCAUUCCGGGCGUUGGAGGCGGCAUUCCGGGUGUUGGAGGCAUUCCGGGCGUUGGAGGAGGCAUUCCGGGCGUUGGAGGCGGCAUUCCGGGUGUUGGAGGCAUUCCGGGCGUUGGAGGAGGCAUUCCGGGCGUUGGAGGCGGCAUUCCGGGCGUUGGAGGAGGCAUUCCGGGCGUUGGAGGCCGCAUUCCGGGCGUUGGAGGCAUUCCGGGCGUUGGAGGAGGCAUUCCGGGCGUUGGAGGCGGCAUUCCGGGUGUUGGAGGCAUUCCGGGCGUUGGAGGCGGCAUUCCCGGCGUUGGAGGCAUUCCGGGUGUUGGAGGCAUUCCGGGCGUUGGAGGAGGUGGCAUUCCUGGCGUUGGAGGAGGCAGCAUUCCGGGCGUUGGAGGAGGCGUUCCUGGUGUUGGAGGCAUUCCGGGGGUUGGCGGUGGCGUUCCAGGGAUUGGCGGCAUUCCAGGCGUUGGACGCAGUGUUCCACGGGUUGGUGGAGGAAUAGGAGGCGGCAUUCCAGGCGUGCCCGGCCGUGGAGGAAUUGGUGGCGGCGGCCGAGUCGGUGGGCGAGGAAACUGA